GUGGGGGAUAUUAUUCUCCACAUCGGUGCGCAAAACCUUCGACACAAUUCACUUCCUCGGUCCAUUUCUAAAGACACAGGGCGAUAAGAAGAGCUGUCAAAUGCUGGAUUAUUAAAAGACUGAUCAUACUGUGAAAGCUACAGAGCAAACUAUGGAUAACGUCAGUAUGAACUCGGAUCUUCGUAGAGAGACCGUGCGGAGCUGCAGCACGCUCAACACUCUGUAUCACGAGACGCGCCAGGAAAUAGACCUCCUGAACAAACAGCUUUAUGUUAAGGAUAAUAUCAUCGCAGACUUAAAAACGAGGCUGGGGAGAUAUGAGAGGAUCUACGUGACGGUGGGAGAUAACCAGUCUGUAGUCAUAGGGCCGUCCAAGUCUCUGCUGGAGAGCCUGUGUAAAGAAAUAUGCAAACUGAAACAGAAGAGGAACGACAUGGAGUUCAAGGCAACUCGACAAACAGAGGAGAUCCAGAGGCUGAAUGCCCUGCUCAGGGAGAAGGAUCUGGAGCUGGAGGGCGUCAGGGGGCAGCCGGACCACGAGAAGGACCGGGAGAUCCACCGGCUGCACCUGGCCCUGGAGGAGAGGGAGCGGUCCGAGGCCACCAGAGCCGUACUCUGCACAUCGCUGGCCGAGGAGGCUGACCAGAUGCGCAGCCAGCUGGGAGCGACGGUGAAGGUGUGCCAGGAGCUGCUGGCCCGGCUGGAGAGGGAUAAGAAGAACGGAGGAGAGGUGGAGGUUGUGGCAGAGCAGCACAGGACCAAGGAGACGGCAGAGUCAUCUGACAUGAGUGGUUCUAACGCCCAAAUCUGUCAACUUCAGGAGGAGAAUCAACAGCUAAAGCAGCGAGUGACAUAUGUGCAAAGUCUGAAUACGCAGUGGCAAAAGUAUGACUCCAGCAGGGAGGACUACAUCAGAGGCUUGUGUCAGAGGCUGAAGGAGACACCCAGACAGGGUUUGAUGGCUGGGCUCGGCUCCAUAAGCACAGAGUUGCUUCAUCAGGAAAUUUCCAGGCUCAACGGCUUACUCGAGGAGAAGAUGAAUGAGUGUGCAAGGCUGAGUAGAGGAGUGGAGGAGACAAGGAGGCAGGAUAAAGUGCGGAUCCAAACUCUGGAGCAGCAGGUCCUCAUCUACGAAGAGGACUUUAAGUCGGAGCGUGCUGACCGAGAGCGAGCACAUGGCAAGAUCCAAGACCUGAAGGAGCAGGUUCAUCAGUUGAAACAGCAGCUACACAAACAGGGAGCCAGCAGAGACAACAGAGAAGUCGUUCCCAUGUGUCGUGUGCACAUAGCACACAGGAUCACCUCGAGGCGACACAAGGACUCCUCCGAGCCUCUCCUGAGGAACCCUGCUGAGACGCAGCAGCAGCCUGUGGCCCCCGCCGCAGCCCCCCCCAGCCCGGCAUGGGACGAGACCCCAGCUCUGUCAGAGCUACAGUGCCCACACUGCCUCCGCCUGUAUGGAGACACGGACGCUGCAGAGUACCUGAACCAUUGUGAAGAGUGUGCCAAACUAUAAACGGAACAACACUCAUUUAGGAAAAGACACUUAUCUUUUGCUGACAGUAACUGAACACUGAAGAGCAGCACUACACGGCAGAACAAAACCUGAGUGGAGUUUCAGAAAUUCACAGAGACUUGACUACAAAUGAAAUGACUGACUUGAGAUGUUUGUACAUAGUGAAGCAAAACUGUACAACCCAGAGUUCCCCUGUUGCAAGAGAAAUGAGUUCAUCAGCCUGCUCUAAAUCUGCAUAGUAAACAGUGUCAGGGCCGUGCUGUUCUCCUGUCGCAAUGCAGGAGAUUAUUGUGGUGUGGAAGUGGAUGCCAAUGCAAUAUAUCAAAUGCCAUAUACCUCAAUGUGUCAAAUUACAAACCAGUUGCACUUUCUUAAAAUGUUGCCAAAAACUGAAUCAUACUUUUGAACAGAUUCAUGACGCAUAAGCUUCUUAUUUUGGAUAAUGUGGUGCUAUAAGUUGUUUAUUUUUGGUUGAAAUUAACAUAUAUCUGUACUGUAAAUUAUAUAUUCUUAAUAACAGAUUUAAAGUAUAUAACUAUUAUAUUAAUAUUUAUUAUUUUUGUAUAAAUAAUUGGGAAACGGCAAAGCAAUGUUUGUUGCUUUUUUCCACUGAAGUCAUGAAACAUUUUUCGUGGCCAUUUUGAGAUAAAUACUGUUAAAUAUAUUACAACUGGAAAACAAUGUUUGAAUCCACUUUUUUGUAAUAGUGUAAAGAUGUAUCCCAACUGACAAUAAUAUGCUUAUUUUUGGAGAUCUUGUGCUGUUUUUCUGAACACAUUAUUUUUGUAAUAAAAGACUGUUUAACCACACUUUA
Trematomus bernacchii (emerald rockcod) is the source of this 2330-nucleotide messenger RNA. It is a transcript of the gene tnip2, whose product is annotated as TNFAIP3 interacting protein 2. Gene Ontology annotation, biological process: cellular response to lipopolysaccharide; regulation of transcription by RNA polymerase II. Bases 152 to 1516 code for a protein of 454 amino acids. The record is from RefSeq and is a predicted model, not a curated record. The transcript is spliced from 6 exons. Lineage: Eukaryota; Metazoa; Chordata; Actinopteri; Perciformes; Nototheniidae. Gene Ontology annotation, molecular function: K63-linked polyubiquitin modification-dependent protein binding.